Molecule: messenger RNA, 2773 nt
Organism: Vitrella brassicaformis
Lineage: Eukaryota; Vitrellaceae
Source: the annotation of a GenBank genome assembly
CGAGGUUCGGGCCUUGUUGGUGGUCUGUACAGUAGCAGUGAGAAGAGUGAAGACCUGUCCAGCACCGAAAUCGACAGAUCCGGCGCAUUCGCAUCGCAUGCAUCAUCACAGAGGUCAUUGACGAGGGAGCUGGUGUGCGCAUCUAUUGAGGCUGUAGCUGGGCAGCAGCAAGCAUCGUGUUGUGUUCCCAUUCAUCGCUUUGUCAUUGGAAGGCAGUGAGUGAGUGAGUGGAAUUCGUCGGCUGGCGGCUGUCUUUGAAGGGCAGCAGAUAUGGGGACCAACUUCUCGCGCCGCAUCGGCAGCCAGCCGAAAGUGGGCGUCUUCACGUAAGCCACAUGAUGAGAUGCGCAUAUGUGCACGCCACACAGACAUCGAUUGCUCAUGAUUCGUGUGGCGUGUGGUGGUGUGUGUUGCACUGACUGGCGUCGUCAGGUGGGUGUCGCACCACCCGAAGAAGCUUGUGGCAGGCAUCACGGCUAUAGUUCUCUUCAAUUCUGACUACAAGUUCGGCGAGGCCGUGCAGGUCAUGGGCAACUCGGCUGGGCUCACAAACGUUCAUACGGUGAGGGAAGGUCGGCACCCACCCACAUCCACCACAAACACGUGAACGGGUGGUGCCAUGCGUCUGUGUGGCUGUCUGUGUCAGUUAUGGUUUCUUCGGAUAAUCUUCGGCCGGACUCGAUCGCGGUGGACGGGAUUUCUCAUGGCCAAACCACUCCCACACUGGACGAGGUGAGCCAACCAACACCGCGACACGAACGCUUUCUCUUCCUGACGUUAAUGCCAGUGUGUGUGUGUGUGUGUGUGUGCAGGAAGCAUGUGUUCGGUGCAGGUGCAUAUCUGCUGGGCAUCAACAUGGACGAGGUGCGGUAUCCGAUCGACUCCUACCGCAGCAUCACCGACUUCUUCUGCAGACAACUCUUGCUCGACGCUCGGCCCAUCGAAGACGCACACCCAUCCGCAAUGGUGCCACAGCCACACUCACACUCACACGGUGCCCUCCCAGGUUGACGCGUGUGUCAUGGACUCAUGUCCAUCAGGUGAGCCCGUGUGACUGCAAGGUGAUGACGCUCGGUGACAUCCCUCUGUCGGUGAGCCAGCGGUCGCCGACCGACAUCGGUGGGGGCCUCACGGGCGAGGAGGAGGCCCUCCUUUACGACAUACGGGACGACAGAUACAGACUGCCGGCCAUGAAAGUCAAAGGUCUGUCGGCUGAUGCUGAUGCAAUGCUGCUUACACAGAGAGAGAGAGGAGAAUGAAUGACCACAUUGCAUUGCACUGCUUGUGUCGUGUCUAUCUGUCCAGGCACCAGCUAUCUGAUGAGGCAUUUUCUCGGCGAAGACCCCAGGAGGAAAGCAUCGGUCAGCCACCUAAACACGAGAGAGGAAUCGCCCACACACACAAACGACUCAACAUGCACUGCACCAUUCUGCUUCGUGUGUGUGUGCGCAGAAGCCGCUCAAGUACUGUGUGUUGUAUCUGGGUCCUGCCGACUACCACCACUUCCACUCGCCGUGUGAGUACGACAUCCGCAUGGCCAAACACUUCCCCGGCGACCUCCUGCCCGUCAACAGCUUCUUCUUCAGCACAUUCAACGUCAGCCAGCCAACCACAUAGACAGACGCCAUGACAUGCAGACACCGCCCGCCCGCCCCUCCAUCUGCUCAUUGCAGCUGUGCUGUGCCUCUCUGUGUGGGGAUGUGUUUGUGUAGGACAUCUUUGCGGUCAACGAGCGUGUUGUAGUGAACGGUAAUUGGCACGAGGGCAAGCUGUGGUUUGCGGCUGUCGGGGCAUACAACGUGGGCAGCAUAAAACUCUCAUUCGACAGGGUCAGUGAGUUGGGGGGCAGCACACCAGGCAAGACACGCAGAGAGGGCCGAAAACACAGUUGCCGUGUGUGCGCCUGUCUGUGUGUCAGAAAUGUUGGACCAACCGGUACCGCACCCCGCCUGUCUAUCUGGGAGGGGAGGUCUUCUCCAACCAAUACAAAGGUACACACACCUCACACGCAUCCACCGACACAGACACCAUCUCGAGACAUGUCAGGCCUGAUUCAUCUGACUGACUGAUUGCCUGUCUGUCUGUCUGUCUGUAUGAGUCUCAGAUGGGGUGCGGCUGGACCGAUCGGAGCAUUUGGGGCACUUUCGUCUCGGCUCCAGCAUCAUCCUCAUAUUCGAGGCGCCAGAGGACUGGGAGUGGACUGUGGUGAGCAGACACACACACCGGUGCUGCGUGUCCCGCCCUCACUCUUUUGUGUGUGUGUGUAUGUGUGUGUGUGUUGUGCAGCAAGAGGGUCAGAAGCUGCGUGUGGGUCAGAGGUUAGGUGCUCUCAAGGGCGUUGAGCCCGUUCCCCCCGAGCAGCCGACGCCACUGCUGGCCACAUGACGUGACGAUGCGUCGAAGGGCUGCAAUGCAGCCAGCGUGACGCGGGACAGACAGACAGACACUGUGGUGUGAUGUGCAGCGGGUGACUGACGUGAGGGACAGACAGACGAUUUGGCGGCGAAGCGUUUUGUGACAUGAUUGAUGCGAUGCCUGUAGACAUAUAAUGGACACUUGGUGUGUAUCAGACAGACAUCACUCGAACUCCUGGUCUCUCUGUGUGCCUCUGUUGCCUCUGCCCAGACACACGAAGUGAGAAGUCGAGUCUGCAUGAUGUGUGACACACGCCCAAUGACGGACGCAGCGUGACACACUUCAAUCCACGAGUUAUGAGCGUUCGUGAGUGACCCCCGAAGGAGCAUUUGAUGGUAUAUCUGUGGUUGGUGUGAGG